Alternaria alternata is the source of this 1338-nucleotide messenger RNA. RefSeq names its product MFS general substrate transporter. The transcript has 2 exons. Gene Ontology annotation, biological process: transmembrane transport. The coding region runs from base 1 to 1338 and encodes 445 amino acids. Gene Ontology annotation, molecular function: transmembrane transporter activity. NCBI's taxonomy places the organism in Eukaryota, Fungi, Ascomycota, Dothideomycetes, Pleosporales, Pleosporaceae. The record is from RefSeq and is a predicted model, not a curated record. Gene Ontology annotation, cellular component: membrane.
AUGGCAGAGAAAAAAGUCGAUCAUACUACUGUCGCUCCCAUCUCAUCCGACGUCUCGAUUGAAGACGUCGAGCCGCAGGGUUAUGAUGCUGUCGCUACAAAGAAGCUUCUUCGUAAACUCGACUGGCAUCUCAUACCGUUCAUGUCGCUCAUCUACCUUCUGUGCUUCCUAGACCGCACCAACAUUGGCAACGCUCGACUCGACCAUCUCGAACAGGAUUUGAAGCUGCACGGCCUACAGUACAAUGACUGUCUCGCUGUCCUAUUCCCGUUCUAUAUUGCUGCUGAGAUACCGUCGAAUAUCAUGAUGAAGCGUACACGACCAUCGAUUUGGUUGACGUUCAUCAUGUUCUUCUGGUCACUGGCAAUGAUCUGUCAGGGCUUUGUGAAGAAUUAUUCCGGAUUGAUGGCUACCCGAGUCUUUCUGGGAGUAUUUGAGGGUGGGCUGUUUCCAGGCGUGAACUACUAUAUUUCGCAGUGGUAUGUCCGAGGCGAGUGUGGCUUUCGCAUGGCUCUCUUCUUCUCAGCCGCAACGCUCGCCGGAGCCUUCGGUGGAGUGCUAGCCCGCGGUAUCGCAGAAAUGUCUGGCGUUGGGGGCAAAGCGGCUUGGGCUUGGAUAUUCAUCUUGGAGGGCCUGCUCAGCAUUCUCGUGUCAAUGACAGCAUACUGGUGCAUAUACGACUACCCGGCAACGGCCCGCUUCCUCACUCCGAAAGAGCGCACAGAGGUCGAACGCCGCCUACAACAAGAUCACGGUCAUCUUUCCAAUGACUUUGAUAUGAAGUAUGUCUACCAGGCCCUUUCCGACUGGAAAAUUUACAUCUUCAUGCUUAUAUGCAUGGCGGGAUUUUGUCCCAUCUAUUCCUUCGCCCUCUUCCUCCCCACGAUCAUCAAAAACAUGGGUUAUACUGCCAACGACGCACAGCUCAUGUCCGUCCCGCCUUAUGUCUGCGCAUGUUUCUUCACCAUUGUCGCGAGCUGGUACGCUGAUCGCGUGAAGAAACGUGGCAUCUUCUUAAUGGGGUUCCAACUUGUGGCUAUCGCAGGCUUCGCCAUGCUUGCCGCAACUGGCAAGCCCAGUGUCCAAUAUGCCGGAACGGUGCUUGCGGCUAUUGGGAUCUAUCCCCAGAUUCCACUGGGUAUGGCGUGGAACAGCGGAAAUAUUGGAGGUAGUUUGAAGCGUGGGACAGGCAUUGCCAUGCAGGUAAUGGGAGGUAACUGUGGAGGUAUCAUAGCGAGUUAUGUCUACCUGUCGCGUGAUGGACCAAGGUUUAUUAUUGGACACAGUAUUCUGAUCGGAUUUGUCAGGCAAGUCAUCGACACGACUGGAUCGAUCUAA